Guillardia theta CCMP2712 is the source of this 555-nucleotide messenger RNA. RefSeq lists its product as hypothetical. The record is from RefSeq and is a predicted model, not a curated record. Lineage: Eukaryota; Cryptophyceae; Pyrenomonadales; Geminigeraceae. The coding region runs from base 1 to 555 and encodes 184 amino acids. Gene Ontology annotation, cellular component: membrane. The transcript has 10 exons. Gene Ontology annotation, biological process: response to oxidative stress; mitochondrial respiratory chain complex I assembly.
AUGGUGGCAAAAGGAACUCGGCACUUCUCCAAGAAUCCUGACACUGAAACUUACCGGAUCAAGUCCCAGUCUUUGACAACCGACGUCUUCACUGGCUUCAUAGCAGCCGUGAAGCAGUUCGGUUGGAGAGACAUCUGGAAGCAACUCAGACAGUGCAAGGAGGCCAAGGUUGGAACUUUGGUCGGAACAGACAAAUUUGGGAACCGGUAUUACGAGAACAGAGAAGAUCAGUACCUGCGCGACAGAUGGGUCGUCUAUAACACCGAAAAAAUCCACAUGGACUAUGAUCCAGCUCUGGUGCCGCCAGAGUGGCAUGGUUGGCUGCACCAUAUCACCGAUACCACCCCAGAUGAGAUCAAGAGGAAGCACGGAGAUGCGAAGUUCUUGACCGAGAAACAGUACAGUGAGGAGAAGCAGACUGGGCGAGAUGUGAACUACAAGAACCCUGGGCAUCUCCUUGGAGGAAGAGCGCGUGGUGACGGUUAUUUGUCCAAGUCUGGCAGCGUCCGACCUGCAUUCGAACCCUACGAUCCCAAAGCUGAUAAUUACGUUUAA